GUCUCCAAGGCUACCAAUAGUUACCGGGUGCCUGAUUUGGGAAAUCUGAUACAGCGCAAAAAAUGGUAUAUGACCGUUUCUUGAAUAACUUUUCAUAGAAAAGAGCUAGAGAGCUCUGGUUUCACGACUCAAAAGAUGAGACUUGAUGACAUGUUUUCAUAAUCAAACGUUUUUUUCACAAAAAACUUUUUUCGGAAACAGGUUUUCGAGAAGAUCUUUGAAAAACUAGCCAUGUGUAAAAAUCCUUCAAUAGGAUUGUAUUGAUGUUUUGUCAUGGAUUGUUAGCCCGGGAUGUUAUCUUUAGCAUAGGAGUCAAGGAAGACCUUGCUUUUCCGCAGUUCGGGCGCUGUAUCAGAUUUCUUACGAGGUCCACUCGGUAACUAUUAGUAGCCUUGGAGACGGAUGAAUAUGGGUAAUCGACCAUGCUGAGUCUCAUAGCAAUAUUUAUUUUUAGAAGAAUUUUAAGAUUCUACCGAAAAGCGUGUUUACGAAAAUUAGAGUUUCCAGACUGUCACCAAUCCUCUGCUAAGUAAAAUAAUUAACGUUAGAUAUGAUGUUUUUAGAUUUAAUUUUCACCCUCACUAUAUAUAGGUGUGGUGAAAAUAUAGUGAGGGUGAAAAUACGUUUUUUUGGAAUAUAUCUCAGUAUAUAUACUGAGAUAUAUUCCAAAAAAACGUCCCUUUUAGUUUUUAAGAUAUAGAGCUGUCAAUAUCACAGAUUAAUGUUAGUAAAAUGUAUGGAUUUUACUUUGAUUUUAGAAAUUUCAUGAAUGCGGAAUGACCAACAUAAUUUUCUUGAUCACCUUUCGGAACAUCAUAGUCAGAGGAGUCCAGGUUCAACUUUUGUUUUUUCCAGUGAAACCGCUAAAAUCGAAAAGUGGAAUCCAUACAUUUUACUAACUUUAAUCUGUGAUAGUGACAGCGCUAAAUAUUAAAAACUAAAACAGAUCUUUUUGUGGAAAAUAUAUCAAACAGUGCAACUUGUGUACUUCAGAUUAGUAUAGAAAGUGGAAAAGGAUCCUCUCUAGUUCUCUUAGUUUUUAGUCGCGAAGUGGGCCGAAUAUAGAAUAAAUUCACAGUUCCAUAAUUUUAUCUUUUUCUUAGUUUAUUCGUUAAAGAGAAAAAUUGUUCUCUAUGGAUAUCCUGUGCUUAUAUAAGAAAAACGAAUCAGAAUUAAGGUAUAAUCAAAUAGGAUACAAUAAAAAUGGCAUCUCUCUUUUUAAAGUCAAAGAGCAGGGCAGCUGGAAAGAAAAUACCUGGUUACUCCAUAUUCUGACACACAAGCGAAGUAACUAUCGUCCACCUUGAAGAUUAGAUGAAGAAUUUGAAAUAAAUCGCUGCGCACGGUUUCUUUCCCUUGGGAUAAAAACUUGAAACAGACACUCUUUAUGUGAUUCCAUUUACUUUGUCAGGAUAUUGUGGAAGUUCAUACUGAAUAUUAUCUUUCUUAAGCAUAAGCUGAAUGAAUAUUUCGACGAAAAUAUAAAAUUUCUUCAUUUGUUAUGUUUUCCAAAUAAAAGUGUAUGACAUGACACAGUGGCAUUAUUUUAGACACAACUUAUAUAAAGGACCCUGCCGGAUUUAAAAAUUUGAAAGUAUCAAAAAGCUGAAUAGCAGGUUCGAUAGAGACUUUUAUUGCGCAUCUAACCCUAUAAAAUUGUAAUUUUUAGGCCUAUAAUGAUUUCUCGCAGGCCUUAUUUGAAAAAAAUCAAUAAAGAUAUAAACAAACAAAAAAAAGCCAUAUAUAAUUUUUGAUUUGAAACUAUGAUCGUCUCUCAAAAAAUAAUUCUUUAAAAAGUUUGAUCAUUUACUGACAUGAGAUGAAAAACGUUUAUCAGCUCACUAAGGAAGUUUAUCAGCUUCACUGUAAUGAAGAUAUUGUUUAUACUGGAUUUUGUAGAGUGGAAAACGCGCUAUAAACUGGCGAUAAAAGAAUAAAAAGAACAUGGUUGUUGUUUGAAAACAAAAUAUUUCUCGAGCAAAAUUUGAAAUUUUUAUUUUUCAUACGCUUCACUAAAACUUCUAUAGCAGGUCAAAGAAAUACAGUACCACCGCCAAACUUUGUCAAAAAUUGCUUGAUACUUAACUCUAUCUAGCAACAUAGUUUGAGUCUUCGAGACCGGCUGUAUUAAUAAGGAAAAAAUUCAACAUCGCAAAAGUUUCGUAUAUGUUAUUGAUCGUUUUGGUCUUAAAAUUGAUUUUUCUCAUUUUCAUUACGUCCUUUUGUAAAAAUAAGAUAAUAUUCUUGCUCCUCGGACAAAGCAAAAUCGAACGGUAUAUUAUACGAAUAUAGACAACGGAAAAAACAAUCAGUCUUCGGCUCCCCUUAUAAAAAGCUCAGAAAUAAUUUUGCAAACCAAUCUAGUUUUUUCGUUGAAAAGAUGGAGCCGAUUUUUACACUUCAUUAGAACCACCAUUAAACGAGCUUUAAAAGUACAUAUUGCUUCUUUGUUCAUCGUGCUUUGUCAUUGAGAAAGUUCAUAUUUUCUAGAUCAGGAACGCAGAAAUCGAAAUUCUGCCGGUAUUCUCAAUUUUAUUCAUCAGAGCUCACGUUUUGUUUAAUAAAAAUAUCAUAUUCAGAAUCAGUGUCGCAAACUGAAUCGAAUGGUACAUAUUUCGAAACUUGCAUGCUUAUGAUAUUCUUCAUUCAUUCCUUCGACUAAACGAUCGUUUCGAUGGAUUACUCGACACUCUACAGGUUAAAGAAAUACAGAGAGACCGGCUGUUAGACGUCUGCAUUCGGCUUUAAUUUUCGACAAAUUAAAACAGUUAAUCUAUAUUGACUGAACGGUAUCAGACAGAUGCAGAGAACGAACUUGUGCCGUUGAUGGAAAGUGUUCGCAGAUAAAGUCACAUCUGGAUUUGGUGAUGCGAUGAAAGUUCAGAUCAAACUGUAGAGUGUCGAGUAGUCCAUCGAAACGAUCGUUUAGUCGAAGGAAUGAAUGAAGAAUAUCAUAAGCAUGCAAAUGCUCGAAGACAAAAAGUCGAAGGAAAAAGGGGCCAAAAUAUAAAUUUUCAACGACGGAAGAAAUUAUCGCAUUUCUGUAUUAUAGAUCAGCCAUAAAUAAGCUAUUUAUAGAUCAUUCGAAUGACCUAAAUAUAACCUUAAAAUGGUCCAAAAGCAGCUCGCGGUUUUUGAAUUAUUUUAAGGUCAUCAUUAGACCAUUCAUAUGACGCAUAAAUGGCUCAUUUAUGAGCUAUAAUCGUCUAAAAAUGACGUAAAUAUGAUCAUCCGCAAUAAUCAGUUAGCAAAAUGGUGUUAAAAUGACUCAUAAAUGUUCUACAAAUGACCUAAAUAUGGUCAUAAUUCGAUAGUCAUUUUAAGGUCAUCGAAAAAUGGCCUUAGAAGAGUUAAAAAAUGAGACAAUAACUGGGCUCAAAAUGAGCUAAAUAUGAUCAUAAAUGACCUUGAAAUAGAUCAUAAAUGAACAAUAAAUGACUCAUAUAUAGAUCAUAUUUAAGAUCAUUUCCAUCGCCCUGGGUAGUUCUUCGUAGAAAAUGUGGAAAAAAGAAAAAACAAGAUGUAUCUGUAUUGUGGUCAUUUUGUCGUUAGAUGAUAAUCAGCUGCUUUCUAAAACUGUACGUGAUAUGUGCAUACCAAAAUGCCUAUGUCAUAUGCGAACUAACCCUAAAAAAUGAUAUGGCUUGCAUUGAGAGACUACACAACUCAAGUCAUAAUCGAACCAUCAGUGGACUUCCGCAAGUUGGCGAAAGGACACUGAAUUUUUGCCAAUACCAUCCAUGGCCGCUCGCGAAUUGGACAACAUCUAGUUGGUGAAAGUCAUAUUAGCGUACCUCUAUGAUUCCCUUAGAUUCUUGAAGUAUAUAGUAGACUCAAAUUUACAGCUGAUUAGACUUAUUGUGUAACAGACGCACACUCUACUCUACUCUACUCUCUUCUUCUUCUCAAAUUGAUGAUGCGUAAGAAUGAAAUGAUUUCUUUAUUAAAUUAUAUAUAUUUAUGUGAGUAGAUGCUGCUAAGCUGUUGUACGAAAUUUUUAACAUUAAAAAUGAUUAACAAUAGUGUGUCGUUAUCUAAUGUUGUUAUUUUGUUUUUUGAUUCUAAUCAUCUACUCAUAUUUACGAUAUUUAACCCGUUUUAGUGGCAUCGAUACCACCUGCUGUUUUACACGCAUCGCAUAUCCAGGGUAUUGUUAUAUAUUGAGUGAUCCGAUUUUUAUCUUGGUUACAAUUUCUUUUUACAUUACUAAGAACAUUUUUUUCGUCUGUUUUUCAGAUGUAAUUAAUCUGAUUCAAUUUCACAAAAAAGAAAACGAAAUGUUUCAAGUUAAUACGUUUGGAUUAUUCUGUUUGUUAGUUAUAUUUUCAAUUGCAUGUUGUGAUACGCAUUCGAUUCAAAUUGUCAACAGUGGAUCAACAAAUACAGCUGGUUACAACAUAAAUAUUGCAGCUAUGGCAACAACACCAGUACCAACUGGUAAUUUUGAAUGUGGAGAUGGAACAAUCGUACUGAAUUCACAAGUUUGUAAUUUCAUCAAAGAAUGUGCUAAUGGUCAUGACGAAGAGGUGUGCGCCGAUUGCACAUUUGAGCAAGAUCAAUGUCGUUGGUUAGAUCAAAGUUUUGGAUCAUUCGCAUGGAAAAGAGGUCAGGGUUUCACCGCAUCACAAAAUCAUAGCGGACCAACUGUUGAUCAUACCACUCUUACAAGCCCGGGUUACUAUAUGUACGUCGACUCGGCUACUGGUACCAUUUGGGAUAAAGGCAUUUUGGAGCUGCAACAAAUACUUCAGCCAUCAAGUUCCACUUGUGAAUUAGAAUUUUAUUAUCAUUUAUCGGGUGAUGAUUAUCAAUUUUUAUCUGUUCAUUUGAAAGAAAACGGAGAUAGUAUCGAUAUCUGGAAACAAUUCGAAGAUCAAGGUGAUCAAUGGGUUCGUGUUUUGAUACCACUUGGUCGCAUAUCAAGACCAUGGUCGAUACAAUUUUUGGCUGAAAGUGGUUUUGGCGAUGGAAAUGUGGCUAUUGAUGAUGUAAAACUGGUCGGUUGUCAGUUUCCACCACAACGACCAACAUGUCCCGACGGAUAUUUUCGCUGUCAACGCGGUGCCUGUGUACAAAUGAAUCGUGUAUGCGAUUUCAGUGACGAUUGUGGGGAUAAUUCAGAUGAAAUUAAUUGUAAAUCGUAUACAAUGUGUAAUUUCGAAGAACAAGCUUUUUGCUCGUGGACACAAGAACUCGACAAUAACCUCGAUUGGGAACUAAAUGAUGGGCCAACAAUGAGUUUUGAAACUGGACCAAAACGAGAUCAUACAUUAGGCUUGCCAAGCGGACAUUUCAUAUUUUUGGAAUCUUCUUACCCUGCUGAACAAGGAGACAGAGCUCGUGUCGCGUCGCCUGUUUUCAAUAAUUCUGGUGGCUGUGAAUUCCGAUUUUUCUAUCAUUUGUAUGGUGAAGAUAUUGGAGCAUUAAAUGUUUAUACACGUACAACUGUUGGAGGUUCAAUGAAUAAAGUUUGGUCGAAAGAUUACGAAGUCGGCGAUUUUUGGGUUCGUGCCGAUGUUCGUCUGUUCGUCAGUGAACCCUUUCAAGUCGUUUUAGAAGCUAUUGUGGGCAAAGGUCACGCCGGCGACAUUGCCGUUGAUGAUACAUCAUUCACGCCGGAAUGUAGUUUGGGUAAUGUAGGUUUGGUGACUGUAUGA
This is a messenger RNA of Didymodactylos carnosus, 5657 nucleotides long. Lineage: Eukaryota; Metazoa; Rotifera; Eurotatoria; Philodinida; Philodinidae. The record is from the annotation of a GenBank genome assembly.